This is a messenger RNA of Drosophila teissieri, 1930 nucleotides long. RefSeq names its product NEDD4-binding protein 1. The transcript is spliced from 6 exons. Gene Ontology annotation, cellular component: nucleus; cytoplasmic ribonucleoprotein granule. The record is from RefSeq and is a predicted model, not a curated record. Gene Ontology annotation, molecular function: RNA endonuclease activity; mRNA binding. Bases 95 to 1579 code for a protein of 494 amino acids. NCBI's taxonomy places the organism in Eukaryota, Metazoa, Arthropoda, Insecta, Diptera, Drosophilidae.
CAUUGCAAUAUCAGCUGAUUCCUUGGUUUUGAAAAGUAGUUAAAGAUCGGAGUUUUAACAAUUUAACUGCAUUAUUCAGACGCACGUGCCUCAAAUGGGCAAAACCAAGAAGAAGUGGGAACCCAAAGAGGCCAAACUGAUAAAGCAACAUUGGCACAAGCGCGGAUCGGCCUCCAAAAUGGCUUCAAAUAUUCUACUUCAGCUAGCGGCCGAGGAUCCCAAAACAGGCGGCUAUCUCAAGAACACGGUCGCACUACCAGAAACAGGGGCCUCCACUUCAAACACUGAAAUGCCCAAACCAGCGGUUAAGCCCAAUGGCUUCAAGAAGAUUCGAGACCAUAAGCAAAAGAACGCACCGAAAAGACUGAAGCACAAUGCAAUUCAGAAGAAUGCACUCAAUCGAGAAAUGCUAUCAAAGCUAUUAAACUCUAUUAAAAAAAAGUAUGCAGCGCAGAAAAAUCCUCAUAUCAAGCGCAGGUUGGACUUCCGCAGAAGGGAAUCGCCAGCAAAGAACGUCGUGCUUCCCAAGCCGCGGUUCUACAACCAGAACAAGGACGACAGUAUAGAAGAAGGAGAACUCAUCGAGGAGUUGGAGAGCAGCGACGAUGACGACUGCGUGUUGCUGGAAACUCCGAACGAAUCCAUUAGCAUUCUAGAUGACGACGAUGAUGAGCCCAGCACAAGUGACCAGCAACCAAAAGAGAUAGUUACAGAUUGCAAGGGCGAGGCUGCUUUGCGGAUAGCGCCGAAAACGGAAAACCCAGUUUUGUACUCUACUAUCGUAAAAGGAGACUUUUCAGAGUCCAUCAUCAACUUGGAUGAAACCUCCGAAGCAGAACCAAGUUCAAUUGUUGAAAACAACGACUCGGUUAUAUUUAUUGAGGACACGACCGGAGAAGAUUUCAUCCCGAUCCCGUCGUACUCGCCGCCGUUGCGGAGAGGAAAGAAGCGAAGAAGUUCUAGGAUUGCGGAAGCGCCCAAACAGAAGACUUCGCGAAUGAAUGACAGCCUGUUCACCACUGCAGAAAAGAAGAAGCUUGGAGACUAUAACACCAACACAUUUAAUCCGAAGGAGGAGGCAGGAGAGACCAGUGAUAAGCCGAAGACGAAUAAGAGGUUUAUUAUCAUCGAUGGCAGCAAUGUAGCCUUUGCCCAUGGCAACUCAAACGUCUUUUCAUCAGAGGGAAUAAAGUAUUGCUUGCAGUAUUUCGAGAAAAUGGGUCACGAAGUAAAGGCUGUGAUUCCAAUGUUUCGGAAAAACAACUUCAAGUCUUCGAAUCCCGAGCUUCUCGAUAAGCUGCACAAGGAAGGCAAGAUUGUGUUUACGCCGUGCAAAAACAUUCCCGGUCAAAUGUCGUCUAGCUACGAUGAUCGUUUCAUUUUGCAACUGGCAUACGAAAAGAAUGCUGCCGUGGUUUCCAACGACAACUACAGAGACCUGAUUAAUGAGAAUCCUGCCUUUAAAAAGAUCGUUGAGAAUCGAGUCCUUGGUUACUCCUGGUGCGACAACAUAUUCAUUUUACCCAAGGAUCCCUACGGCCGCUGGGGACCUACGCUCGACGAAAUUUUGAGGUGCUAAUGCACGUAGCCCCAUAUUUAUUUAUUUUGAUUGUUCAGUUCUUUAUUUUUUAGUUAGUAGCUUUAGUUGCGGAUCAUCCAACUUUCUUUUUCUGAUAUUAUUUUUCAAGUUAAGUUGGUCAAAACUCAAGAAAUAUAACGCAGUGUUUACUAAAUAGAUUUGCAUAGCAUAGUUUUUGGCCAGAAAAGUGUUUUCAUAUGCAUUAUAUUGUUAAAAUCCUGCCAAAUUUAUAUGUUUUCGAGGAGCAAAGUUUAUUCAUUAGGUUUGCAUAUCAUAGUUUUCUACCUGAAAAGUGUUUUCAUAUGCAUAAUAUUGUAAAAUCCUGCAAAAUUCAGCAGUUCUCGAGGAGCA